Molecule: messenger RNA, 1189 nt
Organism: Zootoca vivipara (common lizard)
Lineage: Eukaryota; Metazoa; Chordata; Lepidosauria; Squamata; Lacertidae
Source: RefSeq, a predicted model, not a curated record
UUUGAGUGGGUGGCAAUGACCCUCCUGGUAAAACUGGCCUUGCUUUUGUUACAGAGGGGCUAAGGAAGUUCUGCACCUCCUUCUCAGCACCACUGGAGAGCAAGUUGAGGCGGCCAUCAUUGACCAACUUUUCUGCCGGGACAAUUUCAACCAGGGGUUGUCUGCCAUGGUGAGAGCUGUCGGAAAGCGACGUUGGUGGAUCCGUCCCAUGGUGGAAAAUAUCACCGCUGCUCUCGGGGACCAGGAGUUUGCCGGAAUGCCAGAAGUAGCGGCAGCUAUCUACAUCGAGCUGCUCAGCUGCCGUCUGCAGGUUCCCUGUCAGGAUACAUUGGAGCAGCUCCACACCUGGCUGUCACAUGACCACCUGCAAGUCCAGAAGCUCAGCGCCAGAGGGAUAUCCCUGAUUCUGGACUCUGACAUGGACCCUUCGCUUCUGCGGCUGUCGCUGCCGGAUUUCUUCCCUGAUGCAGAAGCUGAUGUCUUCCCACAGAUGUUAGAGCUAGUAGACCAAGCCUACAUGAAGAUGCUGGCGGCAACCUACUGUGAUAUGGCUUCACAUGAGGAAGCCUCCGUCCGGGCAGCAGCCAUCCAAUAUCUGGGGCUGCUUCGGGGCUGGGCGAGAGACCAAAGGCUUCCCAUAACAACAACUAAAGAAGAAGCCAUUAAUGAACUGGUCGUCGUCCUCAUUCACCUCGAAGACGAGGACGAGGUGGCCAAGGCCGCAAGGAGGGCUCUUUCCCAUCUAGCCCCACAAGUCAAGUGGUGGGCACAUCCCAACAAAUUUAGCCUCCACUUUGCUCUCCACCAGGCCGCCAAGCAUCUGAGCAAGACCUUCAGCAAGAACAUCCUUCGGAGUGCUGCCUUGGCAUGUACGAAGCCAUCUGCCAACAGGCUGCCAGCAGUCUCCAGGGUAGCAGCUCUGCUUCUGGGUCAUCUGGCUUUCCGGGAUGCCGGUUUCAUCCACAGUCAAGACAUGGCAUCCUACGGCACAUGGCUGGAAGAGAUGCAGCAGUACGAGGAAGAAGGGCUCAGGCGGACAGGGAGGAGCUGCCUGAACAUCAUGCAGCGGGCCUAUAAACAUCGGCAGAAAGGCAGGGUCCGGCGCCUUGUGAGGAGGCUGCUCUGCUGUAUUCACAGGGAACCUUACCCGCAGGACUUCCUGAGCUGCAUGCCAGAACUUCCGCAGUAG